CAAGUGUGAUGGAAAAUACCUUAGAAAAAUACGGGCUUUUAAAUAAUUAUAGGUCCGUACCCCUGGACUUGCGCGCGCUUCCCCGGCUGUUGAGGGAGAGAAACGUUCAACCACCUGUGAAUUUUAGGACAACACUUCUUUGAACACAAUGGCUGGUCACUCAGUUCCUGUGGACUUCAGAGUCAACCCCGCAAAGAUAGCAAAUCCAGUGGAACGGAAGACUCUGCUCCAAGACUUGCUUCCCCUCCUUGAGCCCUUCACCGCCACGCUUACCGAGGUAUCAGUGUGUGAGGUGCCGGGCGGGAACCACGUGGCCCUCUACUCCUCCGACACCAUGACCGUCUCCAUCAAGCUGUACAGUAACGGUCUUGUCUCCGCCACGGUGGAGUACUACACGGACAAGGUCAACGAACACAAGAUACUCAAUGAUGACGGGAGGCGCCUGGAGAAGCAGCUGCAGGAGAAGUUUGGCUGCAGUGUUGCCAAGGUGCUGCCGGCCGUCAAGCGCGCCCCCGCCAUCAACCCGUACUUCACCUCUUCAGAUGACAGGAUUUUGGAGUAUGACGUGGACAAGAUAGUGUUUGAGGAGCGGACAGAGUUCCAGAAGGUGCAGAUCUACCACACCAAGACCUUUGGCAACCUAUUGGUCCUCGACGAUCUCCAGAAUCUUGCCGAGAGUGACCUGUCGUACACCCACGGGCUGAUGAGGAAGGGCGUGGAGUCCUACGAGGGGAAGGAGGUCCUCAUCCUGGGCGGCGGUGACGGUGCGCUGCUCUGGGAACUCCUCAAGGAAAACCCAAAGUUCGUCACCAUGAUUGAUAUUGACGAUGCAGUGAUGAGGUCGUGUCGCAAGCACUUGAGGUCAGCGUGCGGUGACUGUCUGGACAACUACGAUGGCCCCAACUAUAAGGUCAUUGUGGGUGACGCCAUCGCCCACAUGCAGGACUACAUCAAGGAGGGACGCCAGUUCGACUAUGUGUUUGGGGACCUGACGGACGUGCCCAUCUCCCAGACACCCCGCGGAGAGCACUGGGACUUCAUGCGCACCGUCAUGGGCUCUGGCACCAAGCUGAUCAAGCCGUCCACUGGGAAAUACAUGACUCACGCUAUUGGGAUUCAGUGCGAGGGAGCGCUGAAGAUGUUUGAGGAGCAGAUGGGCAAGUUGGAGCCCCCCGUCACCUUCACCCAAACCAGCGACUACGUACCAAGCUUCAUGGAAAAGUGGUGCUUCUAUCAGCUCACCCGCCAGCCCUCCUGAGCCACACACACACACAUGCACACACACUCGCACACACACACACAUAGACCCAUAUUCAUAAUCCACUCACGACACACACAUGUUUGGUAAGGCUUUCAUUGAAGUUGUGUGGGUAUUUCCAUGGGUAGUGUUUUUAACCCAGUGAUAGUUUGACAAGGCUUCUGCAUCAUGAAUGUGAAAAAUGCUCAUGUGAACCCAACUGAUCUCCUUUGUGGUCUUUGGAUAUGUUUGUUGUGUGAGCUGAAAGUGUGAGAAUGCAAGCCAUAGACACCCCCACACAAACACACAUGAAAGGGAUUAUAAAAGGUAAACAGAGAGUGGUUUCUCUCUGUAGACAAAAGAAGAACAAGAUGCCAUGAUUACAAGUUAGAGAAGAACAGAUAUGGUUACAAUUUUAACAGUUUUAGGUGUUUUUAAUGAGUUAGAUGAGGAGGUGCUGGCAAGAAACAUCCAUUCAAACGAAGCUAGAUAGAAAUAGAGGAGAGAACACAGAAAUAACCGACUACACCCUAACACACACACACACACACACACACACACACACACACACACACACACACUCAACUGUUUUGUUACACUUGUUAUCAGAGAAUUCAAAUGUUACGCAAGUCUGCCAGUAUAGACGUAAGGUUUCAUGAAGCAUUAAACUAUUUGUUGGUA
This is a messenger RNA of Eriocheir sinensis (Chinese mitten crab), 1918 nucleotides long. RefSeq names its product spermine synthase-like (gene Sms). Gene Ontology annotation, molecular function: spermine synthase activity. The record is from RefSeq and is a predicted model, not a curated record. The coding region runs from base 149 to 1258 and encodes 369 amino acids. NCBI's taxonomy places the organism in Eukaryota, Metazoa, Arthropoda, Malacostraca, Decapoda, Varunidae. The transcript has 9 exons. Gene Ontology annotation, biological process: spermine biosynthetic process.